Spizellomyces punctatus DAOM BR117 is the source of this 745-nucleotide messenger RNA. RefSeq lists its product as uncharacterized. The record is from RefSeq and is a predicted model, not a curated record. The transcript has 3 exons. Bases 31 to 429 code for a protein of 132 amino acids. NCBI's taxonomy places the organism in Eukaryota, Fungi, Chytridiomycota, Chytridiomycetes, Spizellomycetales, Spizellomycetaceae.
CAACGAGAUCAUCAAUGACAUAACGCUCGUAUGUCCAAUUCUCCACCAGAACUUCCAACUUCACGGAGUAACCCAACUAUCCCUACGUUCGGAUCCCGGCCACUUGCGGAUUUUGACGCAAGACUUGAGGACGCGGAAAAGAUUGCCUGGGGGCAUGGAUUGAUAGCGGGUGCCGUGACUCUUGCCAUUACGGGUGGCGGGUUUUGGUAUGCGAAAAGUUACAGGCAUAAGAAGAUCCCCUUUUACACAGCUGGGGUCGUUACAGCACUGGCCACCUUAGUCGUUUCACAGGUAACGAUACACUCGUCCUAUAUUGUCAAACGGAAUGAGGUGAUUUUUGAGAAGCGGAAGGAAGCUGCAGCGCGAGUAGAAGCCAGACGGAAAGAGGAAUUGGCAUCGGCACGGGGCAGCAAACCCCAAGGGGCAUAACAUGGAAAUGGACCUCUGAGAAUACUAACGCCCAAAUGCAAAUAUUGAUGUUGUGGUGUUUUAUCUACACAUUAUGACACUGCACAGGCGCUGUUAUUGAGUCACACGAUAGGGUCCGUCGACCUCCAUACUCUCUCCACACUUGCUCCAGCACUAUACUCCUUAAAUUCCUGCAAAAUCCUUGUGAGGCGGCGCUCUGCGUCCAUCUGAUUUGAUUCAAAAUUUGGCGUGUCGCUAAAGUACCGCUGAUUAUGCAUUGAUGCAUCCAUCCCCGUCAUCACAAGCUGUCGGCACUCCGACGACACUGUUGCUUGAC